Molecule: messenger RNA, 777 nt
Organism: Aureobasidium pullulans EXF-150
Lineage: Eukaryota; Fungi; Ascomycota; Dothideomycetes; Dothideales; Saccotheciaceae
Exons: 2
Coding region: 1-777 (258 amino acids)
Source: RefSeq, a predicted model, not a curated record
AUGAACAAUCAUCGAACGUGGCAGGCAUCAGCGCCUGUUCACAACGCAAAAUACUUCUCUGCUUCGCCGACAUACAACAAAUGGGUGAAGCUCACUGCUGCCGAUGUCCACGCAUUGCGUGAGGUGCCUGGAUUUGAAGGCCAAAACGUAUACUUCCACUUGAAUCAUCCUGUUCGCUUCGUUUACCUCGUCGCACCCAUUGUGGCCAUCCACGAGAUCCCGAAUACGAAAUUCCUUCUCUUGACCCUCGACGAUAGCAGCGGUGUAUGCAUCGAUGUCAAAAUCGAGCGCAAAGAUCCCGCAAAAGUCGAACCCAACACCUCAAAUACCGUGGUCGAGAACUUGAACAUCAACACUGCGAUCGGCUAUGAUGUCGAAGUCACCAUUGACGGGCAAAAGGUGGACAUUGCAAGUGUGGUCAAAGUCAAGUGUACGAUCGGAAAGUUCAGGGGCGUGAUGCAAUUGGAGCUGAAGAGGUGUGGGGUCAUCAAGGAUACCACUGAGGAGAUUGCGGCGUGGCAGUCCAUGUCGGAAUUCAAGAGGGAUGUGCUGGCUAGACUGUGGAUCUUGAGCACUGCUGAGCAAGCCAAGUUGGACAUGCAAAUCUACGAGGAAGCUGUGCAAGAGCAAGAAGAGGAGCGAAGAGAACGACGCAGUCAAAGAGCUCUCCAGAAACGAGAAGAGCAGCGUGCUGCAAAGAGACAAGCCAGGGAAGAGGAGCAAGAGAAGAGACGACUUGCUGCUGAACGCAGAUACAACCAAGGAGCUUUGAUCUGA